GUAAUGUUUUAUACGGAGAACUUGUUAGAUUUUAUAAUGACAGUACUAACAAAAACGUAACUGAUGAUAUAUACAAAUUAUCUCCAAACAAACAAACUGCCGAUAUAAGUGCUAAAUGUGACAAAAUCGGUCAGUCGACUUUUUGUGUCACCUCUGGUUCCAGCACUAGUGGAAGAUUUGGUGGCUUAUGUGGUGGAAUUCUAGGUGAUACUUUACCUGUCAAUUUAACUAACGGCACUUGUCUUCGAGCGAAUGAAGUAGAAGCGAUGGCUAGAAACCUGGCGUAUGGUCCUACCACGGGCUCAGAUUUUACUUGA
Molecule: messenger RNA, 317 nt
Organism: Racocetra persica
Lineage: Eukaryota; Fungi; Glomeromycota; Glomeromycetes; Diversisporales; Gigasporaceae
Source: the annotation of a GenBank genome assembly